Messenger RNA from Bathycoccus prasinos, 1290 nucleotides. RefSeq names its product WD40 repeat protein. Gene Ontology annotation, molecular function: protein binding. The transcript is spliced from 2 exons. Gene Ontology annotation, cellular component: nucleus. Lineage: Eukaryota; Viridiplantae; Chlorophyta; Mamiellophyceae; Mamiellales; Bathycoccaceae. The coding region runs from base 1 to 1290 and encodes 429 amino acids. The record is from RefSeq and is a predicted model, not a curated record.
AUGAAUCCAGGAGAAAAGCAGGCGGAAAUCUACACCUACGAAGCGCCGUGGUUGAUUUACGCGUGCAAUUGGUCGGUGAGACGUUUACGUUCUUUUUGUUGUUUAUGCGUCGUGCAUAUCGCUCUUUAUGUUCGAAACGAUAAAAAAUUACGCCUGGGCAUCGGAUCGUUUUUAGAAGAGUACGAGAACAAAGUCGAAAUCGUCACGCUGGACGAAGAAACCGGAAAAUUUUUAAACGACCCAAACUUACGAUUCGAUCACCCGUACCCGUGCACGAAACUGAUGUUCGUGCCGGAUAAAGAGUGCCAACACGAAGAUUUAAUGGCCACGACGGGGGAUUUUUUACGGAUCUGGAAGAUUAACGAAGACGUCGGAGGGACGGCGAAAGAGAAGGCGAAUGAGAAGGAAGAGGAACGAGAGAACGAUGAUGGGAAUACUAACAUCAGCAACAACAACAAUAAUAAAAGAAACUUGAAGAAAGGCGGCGGCGGCGGCGGCGGCGGGAGAGAUACGAACACGGAGAAACCGUCCACGUCUGGACAACAAGAAAAGCAGCAACAACAACAACAACAAAACGCAUCGAACAAACAACAAGAAGACGGUAAAAUAGAACUCCGAGCGUUGUUGGCGAAUAAUAAAAAUUCUGAGUUUUGCGCGCCGUUAACCUCGUUCGAUUGGAACGAAACGAACGUCAACAGAGUCGGGACGUCGUCCAUCGACACCACGUGCACGGUCUGGGAUAUCGAAAGAGAGUGCGUAGACACGCAGCUCAUCGCGCACGAUAAAGAAGUCCACGACAUCGCCUGGGGAGGUCCCGACGUCUUCGCCUCUGCUUCUGCGGACGGUUCCGUCAGAGUUUUCGAUUUACGCGAUAAAGACCACUCGACGAUCAUCUACGAAAACCCAGAAAUCGGCGUCCCUUUACUCCGUUUAGGCUGGAACAAACAAGACCCGCGAUACAUGGCCACCUUUGGCAUGGACUCGAAAGUCGUCGCCAUAAUCGACAUUCGAUUCCCGACGUUACCCGUCGCCGAGUUAAAACGCCACGCGAGUUCCGUCAACACCUUAGCCUGGGCCCCGCAUUCCUCGUGCCACAUAUGCUCCGCCGGAGACGACGCGCAAGCGUUGAUUUGGGAUUUAAGCGCCAUCAAUCAACUCUCCGAAGGCGGCUUAGAUCCCGUCUUGGCGUACGAAGCCGGCGCGGAAAUUAACCAGUUGCAAUGGUCGGCCACGCAACCGGAUUGGAUCGCCAUCGCGUUUAGUCGGAGUUUGCAAAUUCUUAGAGUGUAA